GCUAAAGGUCGGGAACCAGCAAUCCAUGAUCCAUUCAUGCUGGGCUUUUCCAAUCACACGAUCAUUUCCCCGACUUGCCACGAGGUCGCGUUCUAUGACAUCUGAAAAGGUCCGUCCCCUGCCUCACCUGAACCCAGGUGAGGUGUCGUUGUUGGACCUCGCGACCGACGACCCUCGCGAUACCGUAACCUUGUCCGACAAAGAGGCCUUGAUCCUGCAGCUUUAUCGGCAGAUCCAGGAACAGCAAUUGGAGAAAGCGCUACUAGAACAAGACACGGAUCUUCUAUCUGGGGACAAUGCUGAACAGCAACUAGCCGUCGCCGAGCGUGAGCUUCUGGAAGCUAGGGCGACUUAUACAGUCAGGAGGAAAGCCGUUGGCACGGUUCUUAUGACUGAUCCCAUCCUCAAGGCUGUUCAUCUGAAAGCGUCGACGCCAGCUGAACAGGCUCUCCUACGGCUCAUUAAUCGUCGUGAUAUGCUAUCUCUAGCGCAUGAAAACCUGAAUACUGCACACAGUGCAACUCUUCGAAGGCUUGCCAGCCUGGAGGUGGAAAAUGCACAGAUCCACCGGCAAAACCAAGAGCUAGUCCGUGAGCUGUUAGCUCUUACGGAAGAUGAUGAAUCAUGGAGAGAGAAUUUGGAAGACGCGGAGCUCAAGGCCCAGCUAGAUCAGCUAGAUGCGGAUCGCAGGAAAAGCAAAGCUAAAUGGGAGAUCAUGAAAAACAUCGCAAGCGGGAUGGUUGUCGGCAGUGGAGUGAACUGGGCUGAAGACGAGAGGCUCACGGCUCUGGUACUUGACGAAUCUGAUGAUUGAUGUAGCGAGUUGGUAUAUUGCAGUUACUUGGAUAGGCGUUAUUAUGAGAUAUACCCUUGAAUCGAAUUAUAAUCGAUAUGAAAA
Messenger RNA from Aspergillus piperis CBS 112811, 898 nucleotides. Its product is annotated as centromere protein H. The transcript is spliced from 3 exons. Gene Ontology annotation, biological process: kinetochore assembly. Lineage: Eukaryota; Fungi; Ascomycota; Eurotiomycetes; Eurotiales; Aspergillaceae. The coding region runs from base 95 to 814 and encodes 239 amino acids. Gene Ontology annotation, cellular component: kinetochore. The record is from RefSeq and is a predicted model, not a curated record.